GUUUCUUAUCCAAACCUCCGGAGCUCUCUGAUGGAAAAGACUCGUCUGGAAAGCAUCCGACGAUCGGGCUCUCGGUUAGCGGAGACAGCAGGCGCGGCCACGGUCGAGGCGAUGCUUUUCAAGGGAUGAAAGAUCAGUCGGUCUUUUAACCCCUUCUGUGCCGCGAUCCACGAACAAUCGAGAAGAUGAUGCGUCAAGUGUCCACCAGCGACUUCUGCCUCAACAGUCGCCCCUCGUGUCUGGCAGAGGACGCCCACCUCCCUGCGCCCCAUUUUGACCUCUGCGCCUCCCAAACCAGCAAGUUCUACACCCCGAACCCCUCGUCCCUCCAAAUGACUCUGGCGCCCAUGUCCCUCCCGCCCCCGAGCCACAAGUCCAUGCUGUGCCAGAGGCCGGAGCCUCUCGCCCUGGACUGCAGCCUGCCGGGGAAAGUGGUGGCCGCUAAAGGCCCGGAGUCGGCGACCGACGACGGCAAGAAGAAGAGCAAAGCGACGGGGAAGUCGGGGCGACGCGGGCGGCCGCUGGGCACCACCAAGCUAGCCGGGUACAGAACCAGCACGGGCCGACCCCUGGGCACCACCAGAGCUGCGGGAUUCAAGACCAGCCCGGGUAGGCCGCUGGGUACCACCAGAGCGGCCGGGUACAAGGUCAGUCCGGGCAGACCGCCGGGCAGCAUCAAAGGUCUUUCUCGGCUCAACAAACUGUCCUUCGCCGGCACUUGCAGCGGCGCGGCGUUCCCGUACCCCAUCACUCACAAAGAGGUCCUCUGUGAACCCUCCUGCAAAGAGAAGAUCCCCCCGGAGUAACCCUUCUCCCGGACAGUUUUUAACGUUGGUGUUUGUGUCGCCACACCCUGAAAUUAGACCUGACCAUGGGUUGACAUGCCAUUCUAACACUCUUAUUUAGACGGCGCUGUGUCAUGCAUCUGCCAUAAUCCUACACAGAAACCUCCCGACCUUCCUGGUCCCCUGCAGUCAGCAGCGCCUCUAAUGUUGGUCCCAUGUAAAGUGCAGAGAAAAAUGAGACACAUGAUCAGGAAUCCAUUUUCAAACCGAAGGUGUUUUUCCAUCUUAAACUGCCAGGGCUGCAACGACUAGUCAUCGUAUGAUCGAGUCGCCACCUGCAGAGGCUCCGGGACUGUCAGGACAACAAACUAUUCAAACCACAUUCUGAGCAACUGAAAUCAAAACAGCACUUAAAACAACACUCCAGAAGUGUCGACGAGUUACAAGACCACAUCGACCUGGACACGUCACACGCCGAUAUAAUCGGUGACCAAUAGAUGCAACCAUUUAGAAUGGAAUCAGAAUAAUACAUUGGAGAAUAUAAUUCAAACUAUUUGAUAGUGUUCGUAGUUCAUAUCCUAUCUUUCUUUUUAUAAUAUUUCAGUUUCAAGCACCGAUAAUCGGUGGCUUCCAAGUGUUUGGUUCACAUUACAGAGCAGCCUUGGAUUAAACUUGUCGAGCAUUUCCAAUACAUUUACCUUAUUAUCAAGGGUGUUUAAUUCCCCCAAACACGGCACAGGACAGGGACCCAAACUGAAAAGCUUCAUCCAGAUCCUGGUCGCGCUGACUGGAAAGACUUUAUUUACCAUACAUGUAUUGUUAUUUAUGACUGUAGUAACAUGGUGGUCCUACGUGCUUCACCCCAGGAUGUUCUGUUUCUCAUCUCACAUUUGAAGCAUAAAAGGAAUGUAGCGUGGAAGGAGUGAUCGCACUCACUUAUUUAAAUGUAUUUUUCUUAAAGACAUAUUCCUUGAACUAUCUAUCUGUAGCACAGAGAGCCAUCUCUGCUUCAAGUGUAAAAUCCAUGACCGCCUUUUGUGUCUUUUACUCAUUAAAUGUACCUGUACAGAAGCGUUUGCAUGCAAGUGUAACACAGCAUAUGAUACUUGCAAGAGGAAAAAAACAUUUUUUUAUUGAAAAAAAGAAAAAAGAAAUGUAUCCACAUAUUGUCAGAUGACCCUGACAGUAAUGUGUUGCUAUGAAGUGCAUGACAGUGGAACGCUCAAUAUAGUGAUGUGGAGCUAAGUUGAAUCUGAUUCUGUCAGCUUGUCUCUAUUUGUGUCUCAUAUAAAAUGUUUUGAAACAACAUGAGU
Molecule: messenger RNA, 2098 nt
Organism: Synchiropus splendidus (mandarinfish)
Lineage: Eukaryota; Metazoa; Chordata; Actinopteri; Syngnathiformes; Callionymidae
Gene: c17h5orf24
Product: chromosome 17 C5orf24 homolog
Exons: 2
Coding region: 186-806 (206 amino acids)
Source: RefSeq, a predicted model, not a curated record